Molecule: messenger RNA, 750 nt
Organism: Aspergillus wentii DTO 134E9
Lineage: Eukaryota; Fungi; Ascomycota; Eurotiomycetes; Eurotiales; Aspergillaceae
Exons: 2
Coding region: 1-750 (249 amino acids)
Source: RefSeq, a predicted model, not a curated record
AUGACCUGGAAAAGUUUCCCGCUGUUCCACCAUGACUACUGCCUUACAUCAACUACAUUCAUUCUCCUUUUUCUCUUGCAUUUGAUCGCAACUGUGUCAGCUGAUUCUACUCUUUUGACCUUCACCGAUGACAGCUGCCAGCACUCAUACAGAUCCAUCGAUGGCCCAGAUGGGCAUACCGAAGGGCUGUGUUCUGAGCUGCGCAGCAAUGGCAACAUGAGUAGUUUUCAAGUGACUAAAUUGAAUACUGGCUGUGCAGUUACCAUCUACGCAUCUGAUACCAUUACCGAUGAGCCCUGUUCUGCUACAGUGGUCGAAGUGGCUGAAAGAUAUAAAUGCUAUAACAGCUCUUGGGUUUACUAUAGCAUUGACGGGUGUACUGGAUCUGGGGAUGAUAGUGACUCUUCCUCUGGAUCCUCUGGCAGCAACCACAUUGACGUGGGCAAGAUUGUCGGGGGCGUAGUUGGGGGUGUUGCGGGAGUUGCCGUGAUCUGUGGCCUGAUGCUAUGGUUCUUUCUGUCUCGUCGGCGACAGAAAGCCCCAGUCCAGUCGCCUGUGCAACCCCUGGAGUAUCAAACCCAGGGUCAAAACCAUGGUCAGGCCCAAAGCUGGCGCCAGCCGCCGAUUGUGGAACUGGCAAACAUACCACAGGCUGUGAAAGAUAAUAAACUGACACAGCAUCAUGAGCUGCAUGGAUCAUCAGUGGUAGAAUUGCAGGAUUCACAGGCUGACACGCAGCACCGUGGUUGA